AUGUUAUGCAAAAAUCUCGUGAUGUUAGGUAUGGUAGUAACAAUCUUCGUCAUUCUCGUCUUCUUCAGCCAAAUCUACACCAAUUCACAAUCUUUCGACAGUAACAUUGCGACAAGAUAUCAAGAGGGGCUAUUGCAGGAUUUGCAGCCUAAGGAGACAACGACGAACUUGAGCCACUUGAUGUUUGUGUUGGUGGGGAGCUCACGUACGUUGGAUAAUCGAAGAACUUAUGUAGAAUCAUGGUGGAGACCAAACGUGACACGUGGCAACAUAUUUUUGGACGUGAAGCCGUCGGAUCCUUAG
Microthlaspi erraticum is the source of this 303-nucleotide messenger RNA. The record is from the annotation of a GenBank genome assembly. Lineage: Eukaryota; Viridiplantae; Streptophyta; Magnoliopsida; Brassicales; Brassicaceae.